Oldenlandia corymbosa var. corymbosa is the source of this 1730-nucleotide messenger RNA. NCBI's taxonomy places the organism in Eukaryota, Viridiplantae, Streptophyta, Magnoliopsida, Gentianales, Rubiaceae. The record is from the annotation of a GenBank genome assembly.
GGAAAUUGUUCGGGUUUUAUUGUAAUUUAAGCUUUUCCUUUUCCUAUUAGUACUUCCAAAUUUGCAAUCUUUAUUUAACUUGGACGGAAGGAGCCCUCUCUCUGCUGUGCUUCUUUCUGCAGAAGUGAGAAUUAAUCAGUCCCUCAAAAUCCUUAGAAAUCCUUCCAAUUCUUAAAAACCUAGGAAAAUCACACACCCCUGCUAAGGUUCAACCAUGGCGAGAAACGAAGAGAAAGCUCAGUCUAUGCUCAAUAGGUUCAUAACCAUGAAGGCCGAGGAGAAGAAGAAACCUAAAGAGCGCCGCCCGUUUUUAGCCUCGGAAUGCCGGGAUUUAGCGGAAGCUGACAAAUGGCGUCAGCAAAUCAUGCGCGAGAUCGGGCGGAAAGUGACGGAGAUUCAGAACGAAGGGCUUGGUGAACACAGGCUUAGGGAUCUUAACGAUGAAAUUAAUAAGCUGAUUAGAGAAAAGGGGCACUGGGAGAGGAGGAUUAUUGAGCUUGGCGGGCCGAAUUACAUAAGGAAUUCAGCCAAGAUGACCGAUUUGGAUGGGAAUAUUGUUGAUAUUCCAAACCCAGGUGGACGUGGGCCUGGAUAUAGGUAUUUUGGGGCGGCGAAGAAACUUCCUGGUGUUAAAGAGUUGUUUGAGAAGCCUCCGGAGUUGCGGAAAAGACGAACGAGGUAUGAUAUUUAUAAGAGGAUUGAUGCAAGCUACUAUGGGUAUAGAGAUGAUGAGGAUGGGAUAUUAGAAAAGUUAGAGAAGCCAUCAGAGGAGACGAUGAGGGCUGACGCAGUAGAAGAAUGGGUACAAGUGGAAAACAUAAAGAAAAAAGCAAGAGAAGCUGUGAAGAGUGGGGAGGUUGCAGAGGUAGGAUUAGCUCGUCAAAUCUUACGCGAGGAGGAAGAAGAUGUAAUUGAAGAAGAGAGGAGAAUGUUGUCGGAGAAGGAGAAGGAAAAGGAAUUUGUCGUACAUGUUCCUUUGCCAGAUGAGAAGGAGAUUGAGAAGAUGGUUUUGCAAAAGAAGAAGGAGGAACUUCUUAAGAAGUAUGCCAGUGAGGAUUUAGUGAAAGAAGAGAGUAAUGCAAAGGCCAUGCUUAAUAUCCAUAGGUAGAUGUUAGGUUGAUCAAGCGUCUUGAUAAAAAGUAGCGAGCUUAUGUGCUUGGCGGCUUCUUGGGAAGUAUGGCGAUUAUGGAUCUUAUCUGCUUCUGAUUGCAACUUUUUUAACUUGUUCUCAGUUCUAGUGGAGAUGACAAGUAAAAAUAGUGUUACUCAUAAUUAACUUCUUUAUAUGCCCUGUUCUUCUGUUUCUUUUGGAUAUCAUUCAUGUUUUCUUGUGUUGUUUGCCAAAGAAAGCACAUUAUUUGCUUUCUUGUAUCAUCAUGUGCAGUUUGAUUGUGUCGGUAUCUAUUACAAUUACAGCCUUUGGGUUCAACACUACCGAGUGCCUUGUGUUUCUGCUAAUCUCUUGUGCACUACUUUCCCUUAAUUCUUCUCAGAAUAAUACAAGCGUUAUCGAUUUUACAACUUCACUGUGUUCUACUAAAUGGUUAUUUAUUUUUCUUGUACUAGUACUUUACUGGUCACCAUGUCCCACUUUGAAGCCUAAGACUAUAGAGGGGCCUUUGAUAUCACUUACAAAGCAUAAGGGCCGCGUUAACCUGUUCUUUUUGUAAAGGGGUUAUCGAUAGAGUAGAGCAGGAACACCAAGACUUCAGUUAUCGGCAUCAUCGAAC